Messenger RNA from Prorocentrum cordatum, 3552 nucleotides. Lineage: Eukaryota; Dinophyceae; Prorocentrales; Prorocentraceae. The record is from the annotation of a GenBank genome assembly.
AUGGAGCGCGCCAAGGAGAAGGGCGAGAGGCGCACGAGCAAUGUGGGCAAGGGGGACAUGUCGAAGUUCGCCGACUCCACCCAGCCGAGGGACAAGAUCUUCCGCAAGGACCUGGACCUGCGCCGCAUCGGGUUGCUGGGCUGCGGCGGCUUUGGCACCGUGGAGCUAUACGAGCACAAUGCUACUCACGAGACGUAUGCCUUGAAGGGCCUCAGCAAGGGCUACAUCGUCAAGACUAGAAUGCAGGCGUCUAUUGCCGCCAACAGGUGGGCGCGCGAGGAUGCCGACGGCAACCGUGGCGAGCUGCGGAGGAACCUCGCCUCGUUGCUGGACUUGGACGGAGGAUGGCCGAGGGAGAGCUCGCUGCUCGACCAGGUGCGCGCCAAGCUACCCGCGGCGAGUGGGGACAUGAUGCAGAAGCUGGCCAGGAGGGGGGAUGGCAUCGGCAGCUUUCCUCGGCGGUCGGCUCCGCUGCAGCGCGCCGAGGCUGAGAGCAGCCCCGACAAGUUCACUCGGGCGAUCAACUCCUUGUCGCCCAUGCUCAAGUCCCCCGUGGUCGUCGAGGAGAAGCAGCUCAAGGAGAAGACCAGAGCGUUGCAGGACGCAGCCGAGUCCGUCAAGGAGGUGAAGACUGUCCUCGCGCCCGCCCAGUCGAUCGCGGACUCCAUCGAGAAUGGCGGCGACUGGUCGCGGGCGCAGAUGCCGCGCGUCGACACGAGUCGACGAGGCGAGGGCAUGCCCUGCAGGGCCCUCGGUGGCACACUGCGGCGGGAGGCGCUGACACGGUGCCGGCGGGACACGGGCUGCACAGCGCCACUCGCCGUGCCGCCCCACUGGGGGCACCGGCAGACCGCGGAGCACGGGCUCAGAGCGGAGCCCACGGCCACGGAGCUCUCGGUGUCGGUGGAGAACAAGUCCACGGGCGCGGGGCUCAUGUUCUACUGCAGCACCCAGACAGGCGAGGAGCACCGCUACGCCCCGCGCCCAGGGGGCAUAGUCAUCGGCCAGGUUAAGAGCUACGUCUCCGCGGCCGAGGCGCUGAAGGAGCUCGAGGUCGAAGCCAGAGAUAUCCGCAAGAGAUUGGUUGCCAUGCUGGCCGUCGUGCCAGCGAGCCGACCAGGGAGAGAGCUGCAGGCGUCCGUGGGCUCGGCGAAGCCGAAGCCGGGCUUCCCACGCGCCCCGUGUGAUUCUGUGCACCUGCUCGGGGCGGAGCGCGACAGCGUGGGCGCCUACAACGGGCCCGAGUUCGAGGACCUCGACGACAAGCUGCAGGAGGCCUUCGACGAGUACCUGGCCGAGCUCGGCAUGUCCAGCGAGGUGUGCGACUUCGUGGAGCGAGGCGGGGUGGACUUCUGGGCCGUCUUGGUCGUGGGGUUGAGGCCCGAGGAUCCGAGGCAGCUGCUUGGCGUGUUGCUGCAGCUGCGCCUGUUGGCGCAGGAGUGCCGCCGCUGCGCAGCAGGCGCGCUCGUGUCCGAGGGCGGGUGGAUGGCCAGUCCCGCUCAUGAUGUGCUGCCAGGACCGACCCGCCCCUUCUGGGGCUGCCCGUCCUGCGGCGCGUCCGCCAACUAUGCAUCGCGCAUUCGGUGCCGAUGCGGCCGCCCUGCCCCGCAGUCUGUCGCAGACAAGGCGCGCAAGGCGGCCAAGCAGAUGGAAGCCGGACCGCCAGGCAGUGUGGAUGGUGGCAUCGCCCGUGAGCUCGCCGAGCUCAAGCGCAAGUACGCCGCCCUCCAGAAGUCCCAGGCCGUGCCCACUCCCGUGCCUGCGCCUCCGCCCGAUCCGCUCGAUCUUGAGGUACAGCGCUGGGAAGGUAUCGUUGCCCAGUUCGCCAAGUCUGGCUUGGGCGCUGACGUCCCCAGCCGUGUCAGUGCCGAGCAGUCUCUGGCCGCGGCGCGCAAGGCUCGGAAUGAUGCCAAGCCACAACUUGCACGCCACACCACCCUCGGGCACAAGCUGCAGGAUGCGAUCAAGCGCCAUCAGAAGCUCGAGUCCGACGUCAGUGCGCAGGUCAAGGUCGUCGAGGCCGCCGAGGAGCACCUCCGUGAGCUCAGGGCCAAGGUGCUGGCCGCCAAGGACCUGGUGGCUACCCUCCAGGAGGAGCUGCGCGAGUCUUGCCCUAAGGACCUGCGCCCUGAAGGGAGUGAUGCUACCUCCUUCGUGCUGCCCGACCUCCCGACCACCGUGCUGGAGGCCGACGCCGACCUCAAGGCCAUGGUGGAGUCGCCUGUUUUUGACAAGUUCAAGGAGGCUGUGCGUGCGGCUGCUGCCGCCCAGGCAGCCGCCGCUGGCCCAACCGUCGGGGAUGAGGGCACCGACUGUGGUGAAUCGGUUCCCGUCCCUGAGGAUGAUGAUGUGUACCUUGACGUCGACGAGGAAGGCAUCUCCCAGGUCAUCUCCACUACCAAGUUUGCUGGUGACAAACGGGAGCUCCAGGAGUUGUUCAAGUCCCUCGGCCUCGUCACCAAGAAGCAGCGGCUACCAAUACCCCCGAUUUGCAGGAAGAAGUUGCCGCCGACAUCGACGGCGACACAGUUCAUCGAGACUUUCAAUGGCUCUGGGUGGUCCACGCUACGUGAGCGGCUCACCACGACUACCAGUGUCAUCGUGUGCGCCCAGGAGCUUGGCUUGUCCGAGCUCACAGCGCCCCAGUCCCUGGCCGCGGUGCGCGCCCUGGGCUGGCGAUUCCUCAUCAGUGAGUCGUCCUUCAACCCCGCGACGCAGAGGUGCUCGGCUGGGGUUGGAGUUUUUGUUCGUGAUGGGUUUGGCUUGCGAUGGACUGACCCAGCGUGCAAGGCUAUUGUGCCACAUCGUGCCAUACAGGUUACCAUUGACCUCCCUGGUUUCUCGUUCAACAUCGUGUGUGCCUAUUUCCACGUCAAUGACGGCAUGCGUGAGAAGAAUCUGUCCAUGCUCAGCGCGAUCGGCGCCAAGAUCAUCCAGCCUCCGCUCACGGUCAUUGCGGCAGAUUGGAACAACUCACCUGCCGCCGUCGAGGCCACGGGCUUUGUGCAGAAGGUCAAGGCCGUCAUCAUGGCGCCUGCUGCAAUCACCUGCCGUACCAGUUCGUCUACGUCCACGAUUGAUUUCUUCGUUGUAGGGCAUGCUCUGUCUACGCUGGCUGCCAGCAUCUUUGUGGACAGCACGUGGCAUGGCUUGUGCGCCCGCCUGGACCGCUCGCUGGCGUCAGUACGCCUCCUGCUCACUCAAUGGUCUCCGCAUUUGCCUGGGGACAGCGAGUGGUGGGAUACUGCUGAUGCGCUCGCGGAGGAGCUCGCCACGGAAUGUGAUGAAGUCCAGGCGGAGCACUCCAAAGCCAGAGACCGCUCCUGGAAGGAGUGGCACAUCUUGGCGCUCAGCGGCUCGGCCAGGCGCAUGCAUCGCCUGACCCGCAUCAAGAAGCUGUGGGAGCCCACGGACCUCGUCACCGUUUAUAGGGAGGAGCUCCAGGUUGGCCUCGCCCACGACAAGCGGCUGCUACGACCUCUGCCACUGCGCUCGGUGCUGACUUUGCUCCUGCUCGUCCUCGUGCUGCGCCUGGCGCUACGUGUCGGAUGA